AGCCUGAAAGCGGAAGUUACGCUGGGGGCUCGCGAGCGCAGCGAUGGGCCUGUAAGGAUAUAGGCCGCUUGAGGCAGGGGGGGCGGGCACACGGCGCCGGAAGUGGUCGUGCGGAGAAGAGGUAGGGAAGGGGCUGGCGAGCCAGCUCAUUUGGUUGCAGUCAGCCGCCGGGGUGGGACGCGUUCUCCUUCCUCUCCGAGAGCCUGGCCCCUUUCCCAUCCGAUCCGGUCGACAUGGAUUUCAGGGAAAUUCUCAUGAUAGCUUCUAAAGGACAAGGAGCUAGCAGCGUACCGCAUCUCAUUAUGACUCAGCCAAGAGGACUGGGAAAGAACUCCGGAUGCCCUUGGGAUUUCUCUGUCAGGGAUGUGUCAGUUCUCAGCAUUGUUAUUAUGCAGGAUUUUCAGGUUGGUUAGGGCUUGCCUUCUUGGCCAGUUGCUUGUUAGUAGACUGACUUAGCUGGAACUUCCAGCCUGUUUCAAGAUGCCUUGCGUUUGACAGCCAUAUGAAAAGGUAUAGUUUGGCAGUAGGUCCUGCCAAAAAAGACCCAAAAGUUAAGGGUGUCCAAUCAGCAGCUGUACAAGCUUUUCUCAGAAGAAAGGAGGAGGAGCUCAGACGAAAAGCCUUAGAGGAAAAAAGGAGAAAAGAAGAACUAGUGAAAAAGCGAAUUGAGCUAAAACAUGACAAGAAAGCAAGAGCUAUGGCUAAGAGGACAAAGGACAAUUUCCAUGGUUACAAUGGGGUUCCUGUUGAGGAAAAGUCAAAGAAAAGACAGGCAAUGGAAAGCCAUAAUCAGGGAACAGACCAAGAGUAUGAGAUGGAAGAAGAGGAAGAAUUCUUAGAAUACAAUCAAGCAGCAUCAGAGCAAGAAUAUGAAGAAGAGCAAGAACCUCCUCCCAAAGUUGAAAGUAAACCAAAGGCCCCCCUUAAAAGUGCCCCACCACUCAUGAACUUCACUGAACUACUCAGGCUGGCUGAGAAAAAGCAGUACGAACCAGUGGAAAUCAAGGUAGUGAAAAAAACAGAAGAGAGGCCUAUGACUGCACAGGAACUUAAGGAGCGAGAAUUUCUUGAACGAAGGCACAGGAAAAAAACACCUGAGGCAGAUGCAAGACUACCUCUGACCAAAAAGGCACCCUCUCAGACAGAAAGUAUGGGCACAAAACCUAACAGACUUUCUGGGGACAAGCAUCCUUCUUCCAAGGGUACUCCCGCCCCUCAUGCUGAGAAGAAAUCCAGACCCAGCGCAGCUAAUGAGAAACAUUUAGGUUUGUUUUCAUCCAAAUCCAUGCCAGGAGAGAAGACCAAAGUAGGACCUAGCAACUGCUCCCAACGCUCGCUUCGGGAGGACCAUGACAGGCCCGUUUUCAAUGGCGCUGGAAAGACCCGCUCGAGCACCCAUUCACCAAGUGUUCCAAAGACUUCUGCUAAAGGAACGCAGAAACCUGUUACUGAGCACAAAGCCAAAAAAUCUCCCCCCCAUCCUAGCCAUUCCAGACCUGGACCCGUGGUCACCCCACAUAAGACUAAGAGUCCAGGUGUCAGGCAGCCAGGCAGCAGUUCCAGUCCAGCUCCUGGGUGGCCCAACCUAGUGAAUGUUAAGCCUACGGUUAGUUCUAGCUCCAUGCCCAGGCGCCAGAAUGGCAGCUCCAGCUCAGGAUCUGAGAGAUCAGUCAGUGGGACCAAGAGGCCAGCCAGUGACUCAAAUCCUCCUGGAAGGACAGUCAGCAGUACAGGUGGCUCUGGGCGACCCAUCAGUGCCUCAGGUGGUUCUGGGAAGUCACUGGUAAACUCUGGUGGCCCCGGGCGGCCUGUGCACAGUCCACAUGACCGACGGCCAGUGAGUGGCUCAGUGCCCCCCAGGCAGUCAGUCAGUGGCCCUGGGCCAUCAGUGAGUGGCUCAGCUCCAGCUGGACGGACUGUCAGUAGUUCAGGCCCUGGAAGACCAGUGAGCAGCUUGGGACCUGGGCGAAUAGUUAGUAGCUCAGUUCCCCCCCAUAGACCCAAAUGCACCGUUGUCUCAGAAACAAUAUCGUCUAAGAAUAUCAUUACCCGGCCCAGCAAUGGACAGAUGAAUGGAAUGAAGCCUUCCUUGGCUGGCUACAGAUCUGCACAAGGUCCUCAAAGGAUUCCCUUCCCUAGUGGUUACAAAAGACAGCGAGAAUAUGAAGAGGAGGAAGAUGAGGACUAUGACUCUGAAAUGGAUGAUUUUAUUGAAGAUGAAGGAGAAUCUCAGGAAGAAAUAUCCAAGCACAUUCGUGAAAUCUUUGGCUAUGACCGAAAAAAAUACAAAGAUGAAAGUGAUUAUGCCUUACGUUACAUGGAGAGUAGUUGGAGAGAACAGCAGAAGGAAGAAGCAAAAAGUCUAAGACUAGGUAUGCAAGAGGACUUAGAGGAAAUGAGACGGGAGGAAGAAGCAAUGAAAUGCCGAAAGGUCAAGAAACUGAAAAAGCGUUAGCUGCUGCUUUUAUUUUUGUGAAACUCUGGAGCGACUCUGCUGCAAAGAAGUCCUGCCUACAGAGUGAAGAAGCCCAUUAUCAUUUUAGAUUUAUACUUGGGUCUUCAAGGACAAGGAAUGGAUACUGUAUAUUUUGAGCAUAAAGUAUUUUCAAAUACUUUUCGGGGUGAAAUCUGUAGUGCAGAUGACAUAAUUCCCAGUGAGCGUUCUUAGGAAGUUAACUGCUCACAGGUGCCGGCCUUGAUCCUGAUGAGCUAUGCACUCUAAAGUGGGGCCCACUCAACAGGCAGCCAAUCAUUUGUUCCUUUGCUAUUUUAAAAAGGAAAAAAGAUUGCCUCUUCCAUAAAUCUGUUGAUGGGUGAGUAGGGCAAUGGCCGGCUCCCAAACUUAUUUUGUCUUUUUAUGAGAAAUCUGGCCCUUCCAUGAAUGUUGCCAGCAAUAAAGUGACCUGUUCUAAUCUAUAUGUUUGGACUGAGAACUUGAAAAUGUAGAGUAAGCUUUAUAAUUAUAUGGAUGUUAUCUCUGUGACUUUGAAGUAAAAAGUAGAAUAAAUUAUAUUGUAUUCUAUAUUCAUUUAUUGGAUGCUGAGCAUUCUUAUUCACUGAUUUAGGUAAUUAGGCAAUUAACAAAAAAAAUUUCAAGUUAAAAAACAAGUUAUGCCAUUUGGUGUAAGAAUAUUCUUUUCCAAGUUUUCCUUUCAGAAUUAUUUUAAAAUAGACAAUGUUACUGUGCUGAUUUUUAUCUAAAAAGUCAUUUUAUAUUGAAGAAAAAAUAUUUUAUUCAAAGAUUAGAGUUGAAAGAGUAAUAGUUUAAAAAAAAAUAAGCAAGUGACACGUGAGGCAACCCAUACUCCCCCAUUAUAAAGGUAUUUUGGAAUCGAAGGUGCCCUUGUAUUUCUUGAUGUUAAUGACUGCAUUUUUAUCUUAAAAUUACUUAGCAAUUAAUGGCAAAAACCAAAAACUAAAUUCAUGUGUAUCAAGAGCACCAUCACCUCUUUUUGCUCAUAUUGCACUUUUAUUUCAAACUAUGCACUGUGAAGAGAUUGUUUGCCCAGGUUGAAAAGGAUGUUCUUUGUUACUGGUGGUGUACUGGGCUGUGGAACUUGCUUCAUUCUCACCUUUCUUUAGACUUGCUCUCUCUCAAGCCUCAAAUGCAAGCAAUUCUCAGGCUGACUUGGGUUCUAGCUGGAGAGAAGCAAAGUCUCAAGGAAAGUCAGUGACAGAAAAUGAGAUAUGAUGAUGAUAGAGAACGUUUGUCCUUGAGGCUAAAUGUGGAGGGUUGGGGUCAGAGGGACACAAGCUUACAGAACACUUCUACAAUAAAGAUUAUGGCUGCUUGAAGCUAUUGGAUGGUGGGGGUUAAGUAGUAAAGGUUGUCCUACAAAGAAUCCUUACUAUUUAGUAGGUCCAAAAUUUGUUUUGUGCUAUUACUUUUUAUUCAAAAAACUUUAUUUUUCAAGUUUGGAUAUUAUAAGUGACCAUUUUUAGCCUUCCUUAAUGAGUUGACCCCGGGACUCAGUCUCUUAACCCUGACUCAUUUUGAAUUGAGUUUCAAAUUUUGAAAGUGCAAAGAGUUAACUUUGAACUUGAGUCCAAUGAAAGGUGUCUUUAUCACUAGGAAUAGCACCCUUCCUAAUGCUCCACAUAGACUGUUACACUGGUGGCAGAAAAUCCUAUUAACUGCCUCACAGAUCUCAAAUACCUUCAGUUCAGUGAAAUUGGUUUGAGGGUAGUGUGAUGUUCCAUAUAAUAAAACAGGUUUGGAACAUUAUUUCCUUUGUUGCCGUGUACCUCCUCCACCCUUUCAAACGCAUUUUUCUUGGAUUAAUUUUUUUUUCAAUAUUGAAAUUGUCUAUUACAAUCAAGUGCUUGUCAUAGUUGAAAGAUUCUUAGUGGCUUAAAGUUUUCUAGCACUUUACUCAAUGACAUUUGUACAGAAAAAGGCACCAUUGUGCGAGGUAAAAGUUCCAGAACUUGGUAAAAAGUCAGGUUGUGUCCUUAUGCGUCUAUUACUUCUGAAUGUUUCCUCUCUAAUAUCAAUGUUGAUUUUUAGUAAUCUGCAACAUCAACAUUAUAAAAGGGCACUUCUGUGGUUCAUUUUUUUAAAGUUCUGAGUCUUUAAAUUAAUCUUGGCCUUGUUUCCAAAUCCUGUCUUCCAUUUUAUUCUGCAAUUCCUGACCACAAACUUCACAAACCUUUGAAGAAACUGGAAUGGGCUGUUAUUUUAGCAAGGUUUACAAAUUAAGUGCUUGGUUUUCAAUGUAUCAUCCGUUUUGACUUUCAGAUUUUAUUAAUUCAAUAUUUGAAGAUGUGCCUUUUAUUGGAUAAUGUUAAUGCACGAAUGUAGUAAUGUUAUUUCAUGAUUGUAAUAAUGUUACAUGAUCAUGGGUUUGGUAUUCUCUAACAGAUGAUGUGAAAGGAAAGUAGUUUUCAUAAAACUCAAUAUGCCUCUGAUUGCACAGUCCCGCCUGCUUUUGAUGGUUGCUAUGUCAAAGCAAGGGCACUUUCUUUUAAGGCUACUUUCAGGACUUGUCUUUGUAUUGUCUCUAAACUAUAAAUGCAAUUAUGUCCAUUUGGAGGCCAGGGUACCACAUGUCACAGGCAGCCUUACAUGUGUGCCGUGAAAACCUUCAAAGACUGUUAACAAAGAAAGUCUAUGGGAACUAGAAAUUUCAUUUUUUUUAAAUGUAAUCCCCAAGAUUUUCUCCAAGAAAUAAAUUACUGUUUUGUAUUUUGUAACUUAAAAGCAGCUACUAGUACAUUUCUGAGAUAUAGCAGGAGACCAAAACAUGUUUGGAAAGAGAAUAAAUAUAUGAAGAGAGAGGUUGGUUUAUUUUCAAUGUGCUGAAAAUAUUAGACUAUUUAUUUUAUGAGUGAAUGUGAUGAAAUAAAUAUUCAGGUUUUAGUGUAUGAUUAAGAAUGGGAUAUAUAGAUUUCUUUGAAGUUAUUAAAUCCAUCAUGUCUUUUACAUAAACAUUGUUUCUAAACAAGUUUAGAAACAUUUAUGUAGCUUAGCUUGUUAACCUGGUGCUGUUGACCUGCAAGAGAAUUUACUUUUGCAUAUACAGGUGAAAGUUUUGCAAUUUAUGUAUAAAAGAAAUCAUAGGCAUUAAAAAUAUUUUAUUGAU
Molecule: messenger RNA, 5582 nt
Organism: Pipistrellus kuhlii (Kuhl's pipistrelle)
Lineage: Eukaryota; Metazoa; Chordata; Mammalia; Chiroptera; Vespertilionidae
Gene: SPTY2D1
Product: SPT2 chromatin protein domain containing 1
Exons: 7
Coding region: 503-2455 (650 amino acids)
Biological process (GO): nucleosome assembly; regulation of DNA-templated transcription
Cellular component (GO): nucleolus
Molecular function (GO): histone binding; DNA binding
Source: RefSeq, a predicted model, not a curated record